Molecule: messenger RNA, 2810 nt
Organism: Lagenorhynchus albirostris (white-beaked dolphin)
Lineage: Eukaryota; Metazoa; Chordata; Mammalia; Artiodactyla; Delphinidae
Gene: GRM8
Product: glutamate metabotropic receptor 8
Exons: 10
Coding region: 1-2727 (908 amino acids)
Biological process (GO): G protein-coupled glutamate receptor signaling pathway; regulation of synaptic transmission, glutamatergic
Cellular component (GO): membrane
Molecular function (GO): group III metabotropic glutamate receptor activity
Source: RefSeq, a predicted model, not a curated record
AUGGUAUUCGAGGGAAAGCGAUCAGCCUCGUGUCCUUGUUUCUUCCUCCUGACUGCCAAGUUCUACUGGAUCCUCACGAUGACGCAAAGAGCUCACAGUCAAGAGCAUGCCCAUUCCAUACGAGUGGAUGGCGACAUCAUUUUGGGAGGUCUCUUUCCUGUCCACGCAAAGGGAGAGAGGGGGGUGCCUUGUGGGGAGCUGAAGAAGGAAAAAGGGAUCCACAGAUUGGAGGCCAUGCUUUACGCAAUUGACCAGAUUAAUAAGGACCCUGAUCUCCUCUCCAAUAUCACUCUGGGUGUCCGGAUCCUCGACACCUGCUCCAGGGACACCUACGCUUUGGAGCAGUCACUAACAUUCGUGCAGGCUUUGAUAGAGAAAGAUGCUUCUGACGUGAAGUGUGCUAAUGGAGAUCCACCCAUUUUCACCAAGCCCGACAAGAUUUCUGGCGUCAUAGGUGCUGCUGCGAGCUCCGUGUCCAUCAUGGUGGCUAACAUUUUAAGACUUUUUAAGAUACCUCAAAUCAGCUAUGCAUCCACAGCCCCAGAGCUAAGUGAUAACACCAGGUAUGACUUCUUCUCUCGGGUGGUCCCGCCUGACUCCUACCAAGCGCAAGCCAUGGUGGACAUUGUGACGGCACUGGGGUGGAACUAUGUGUCAACACUGGCUUCUGAGGGCAACUACGGAGAGAGCGGUGUGGAGGCCUUCACUCAGAUCUCGCGGGAGAUCGGUGGUGUUUGCAUUGCUCAAUCACAGAAAAUCCCACGUGAACCAAGACCUGGAGAAUUUGAAAAAAUAAUCAAGCGUCUGCUAGAAACACCUAAUGCUCGGGCAGUGAUUAUGUUUGCUAAUGAAGAUGACAUCAGGAGGAUAUUGGAAGCAGCGAAAAAAUUAAACCAAAGUGGGCAUUUUCUCUGGAUUGGCUCAGAUAGUUGGGGAUCCAAAAUAGCACCUGUUUAUCAGCAGGAGGAGAUUGCAGAAGGGGCUGUGACAAUUUUGCCCAAAAGAGCGUCAAUUGAUGGGUUCGAUCGAUACUUUAGAAGCCGAACGCUUGCCAAUAAUCGAAGAAAUGUAUGGUUUGCGGAAUUCUGGGAGGAGAAUUUUGGAUGCAAGUUAGGAUCACAUGGAAAAAGGAACAGUCACGUAAAGAAAUGCACAGGCCUGGAGCGAAUUGCUCGGGAUUCAUCUUACGAACAGGAAGGAAAGGUCCAGUUUGUAAUUGAUGCUGUGUAUUCCAUGGCUUACGCCCUGCACAAUAUGCACAAAGAUCUCUGCCCUGGAUACAUUGGCCUUUGCCCACGAAUGAGUACCAUUGAUGGGAAAGAACUACUCGGCUAUAUUCGGGCUGUAAAUUUUAAUGGUAGUGCUGGGACACCGGUCACUUUUAAUGAAAAUGGAGACGCUCCUGGUCGUUAUGAUAUCUUCCAGUAUCAAAUAACCAACAAAAGUACAGAAUACAAAAUCAUUGGGCACUGGACCAAUCAGCUUCAUCUAAAAGUGGAAGACAUGCAGUGGGCCAACAGAGAACACACUCACCCGGCGUCUGUCUGCAGCCUGCCCUGUAAGCCCGGGGAGAGGAAGAAAACAGUGAAAGGAGCUCCUUGCUGCUGGCACUGCGAGCGCUGUGAAGGUUACAACUACCAGGUGGAUGAGCUCUCCUGUGAACUCUGCCCUUUGGACCAGAGACCAAACAUCAACCGCACAGGCUGUCAGCUCAUCCCCAUCAUCAAACUGGAGUGGCAUUCCCCCUGGGCCGUGGUGCCUGUGUUCGUUGCCAUUUUGGGAAUCAUCGCCACCACCUUCGUGAUCGUGACCUUUGUCCGCUAUAACGACACACCUAUUGUGAGGGCUUCGGGACGCGAACUUAGUUACGUGCUCCUAACGGGGAUUUUUCUCUGUUAUUCAAUCACCUUUUUAAUGAUUGCAGCACCAGAUACAGUCAUCUGCUCCUUCCGACGGAUCUUCCUAGGACUCGGCAUGUGUUUCAGCUAUGCAGCCCUUCUUACCAAAACGAACCGAAUCCACCGAAUAUUUGAGCAGGGGAAGAAAUCUGUCACAGCGCCCAAGUUUAUCAGUCCAGCAUCCCAGCUGGUGAUCACCUUCAGCCUGAUCUCCAUCCAGCUCCUGGGAGUGUGUGUCUGGUUUGUUGUGGACCCACCGCACAUCAUCAUUGACUAUGGAGAACAGCGGACUCUAGACCCGGAGAACGCCAGGGGAGUGCUCAAGUGUGACAUCUCUGAUCUCUCGCUCAUUUGUUCACUAGGGUACAGUAUCCUCUUGAUGGUAACUUGUACUGUUUAUGCCAUUAAAACAAGAGGAGUUCCAGAGACUUUCAAUGAAGCCAAACCUAUUGGAUUUACCAUGUAUACCACCUGCAUCAUUUGGUUAGCUUUCAUCCCCAUCUUUUUUGGUACAGCCCAGUCAGCAGAAAAGAUGUACAUCCAGACUACAACACUUACUGUCUCCAUGAGUUUAAGUGCUUCGGUGUCUCUGGGCAUGCUCUACAUGCCCAAGGUUUAUAUUAUAAUUUUUCAUCCAGAGCAGAAUGUUCAAAAACGCAAGAGGAGCUUCAAAGCUGUGGUGACAGCUGCCACCAUGCAAAGCAAACUGAUCCAAAAAGGAAAUGACAGACCAAAUGGCGAGGUGAAAAGCGAACUCUGUGAGAGUCUUGAAACCAACACUUCCUCUACCAAGACGACAUAUAUCAGCUACAGCAAUCAUUCAAUCUGAAACAGGGAAAUGAUACAAUAUGAAGAAAUGUGGUAUGCGAUCUUAAACAAUGAACGUGACACCACCAACACUCACUCCUGGAG